AUGGUGUCCAGCCAACAGUGGGGCCGCCUGAAGAAGGCCUUCUUCUUCCUGUGCGGCACCUCUAGCCUCCUGGGACUGGUCUUGCUGGGCGUCCGGUCGGAUGUUGCCCCUCUGGCUUACUUCUUCCUCAUGCUGGGUGGUUUCUUCGCAUUUGCCUGCCUCAUUGCCUGCUUGCUGGAGCGGGAGCUGUGGUCAGUGUAUGCUGAGAGCCCAGGGCCCAUGGGCACUGCGCGGGACAAUGAAGCCUUUGAGGUACCAACCUAUGAGGUGGCUGUGGUGCUGGGGCCUCAGAGUUGUCCUCAGGAGCAGGAGGACCCGCCCCCUUACAGCAGUGUGAUUCCACUGGGACCGGAGCAGGGCCAGCCAAGAGAUCCCGAGGCGCUCAGGAGAGUGGACCUGGAGCAGCAAGGGGACUCUGAGGGGCCCCUUACGGGAGGACACCCCAGGAGAGCCCCAGUCAGCCUCCGACUUCGGGGAUCGAGGGCCAUGUCAACUGAGCUGGACCUGCAGUGUUUGGGGGUGGCCCCCAAGCUAGAGCCCCUUACUCCUCCGCCUGCCUACCAGGCCAGCCUCAGUCACCAGGACGAUGACAGCGUUUUCUAUUAGGACAACUGGACACUCCCCUAA
Molecule: messenger RNA, 627 nt
Organism: Chrysochloris asiatica (Cape golden mole)
Lineage: Eukaryota; Metazoa; Chordata; Mammalia; Afrosoricida; Chrysochloridae
Gene: TMEM139
Product: transmembrane protein 139
Exons: 2
Source: RefSeq, a predicted model, not a curated record